Messenger RNA from Phycodurus eques (leafy seadragon), 1628 nucleotides. RefSeq names its product retinal degeneration 3, GUCY2D regulator (gene rd3). The record is from RefSeq and is a predicted model, not a curated record. NCBI's taxonomy places the organism in Eukaryota, Metazoa, Chordata, Actinopteri, Syngnathiformes, Syngnathidae. The coding region runs from base 25 to 666 and encodes 213 amino acids. The transcript has 2 exons.
GGGGCAGUUGAGGAGGACCGCGCCAUGGCCUCCUGGUUCGGCCGAAGCGAGCCUCACCAGCGCAUCCCCCGCAGGGAGCCGGCCGACGUGGUCGCCGACACGCUGAUGGUGGAGCUGAGCUGGCAGCUGAAGGAGGCGGAGAGGCAGCAGAGAGAGAGGGAAAGCGAGUACCGGCGCCUCAAGACCGGCGUGGACUACAGCUGGCUGGCCAGCGCGCCUCGCUCGUCCUACAGCAUCAGCACCGGGGAGCGGCUGGGCCUGGAGGACCUCUGCGCCAAGGUGCCGCCGUCUUGCUGUGGACUGGUCAUCCUCAAGUUCCGUGACGCUAUCCAAGCCAGCGACCCAGAGGUGCAAGAGGUGUCGGGCCUCUUCCGCUCGAUCCUCCUGGAGGCUGUGGAGCAACUGAAGGAGGAGCAGGAGGCCCAGCGGCUCGCCUGCCAGUGGAGCAACAAACGCGGCAAGAGCAUGUCCCUGGUCAACUUCAGGUCGCGCAUCAAGAUCAACCCGUUUGGGAGCACGGCGGGCCUGAUGUCGACCGACGGGGCCCGCCUGAGCGACCUGAAGACGGUGUCGGAAGAUGUGGAAAGAGGGAGCGAGAGGGAGGAGAGGGUGUGGAGCAUGCCGGACUUCAGAUACAAAGGAACAAGCAGCAGUAAACCCGUCUGAUAGGACCACAAAGGACAAAGCAGAGAUGGGGGAUUCAAGUCAAAUAACGUGACUCAAGUCAGACUUAAGUUGUCGGUUUUAGGACUUGCUCGACUCAGACUUGACAUAUCUUGCCUGUUUAUAUUGGAAAAUCUGUAUCUUUUGUUUUGUUUUUGAAAGGAAUUAUUUUUUUGGGUGCAGUGACCGCAAACCUGGCAACACACCAGUAUGGAAUUGCGGUUUUUUCCUCCUGCUUCUUUUGUUGAUGAGCUCAUGGAAGGAGUUAAUGAUCAGGCAGAGAAAAUGUGUUCAAUUGACAAGUUUCUCAACCAUUGCGGUCCUCCACAUGAUGCAACCUUUAUUUAUUUGUUUUUUGACACAUAUGCAUGGAAUAAAUAUUAUGUUACUUUAUUCUGGUUUUCACCCACUAUAUCAAGAUUCUUCGUUCAGUUUUUAUGGAAUGUACUGUAUCCAUCUAUCACCCCCACUAUAUCGCAAAUCUGUGGUUUUUAAGUGAUCUUUUUUUUUUUUUAAAUGGGUUUUUACAGUAUACUUAUUAUAAUACCCUCACAUGUGGGAAAGGAGAGCCACAGUCGGCGAUGCACUCUUUAGCCAUUUAUUGAACACCGGGAGAAUAAUAAAACGCAAUGAGCACAUUCACGGAGAAGCUGCUGUCAGCCGCAGCUCACACCCACACUCACACACAGACUCGCUGAUGUCACUUGCCGCCUAACCAGGCCCCGCCUCUUAAAGGCCAAUGCAUGCAUCUCACACACAGAAACUACAAUACAUAAAGUAUUUUCUAUACAUUUUAUGCUUUCAAUUUUGUGUGUGUUCAAAUACAUUUACAAGGUGUUUAAAAUAUGUGCUUGAACGAGUUUUAAAGUGUGUAGAAGGGGUCAAACUAAUUUUUAAAAAUUUACAUGGUCUCCCCAUAUUACAGCUUUUCAAUGGGGCUUCACUGUGUAUACUGUAUAACAAAA